GUUAGAAAAGAUUUGCCUUUAACCUAAAGUCAAUCAUUCUCAAACCUUUUCAUAGCCCAGAGUAAAUUUAAAAGAAACCUUCACAGUCAGUCUCUCCCAUACCAACACUGCCAUUGAGGUUAUCUACCUCACAAAAAUGGCUGCCAUAAUCAACACACUUGCAGCAAUUAAACUAUCCAAUCCAGCAAAUACCCAUGUCCGUACUCGCUCUUUUCUCUCUCCUGCUUCAACUUCUUUCACCAGAAGAAGAUUCACGAUUAAAGCAGCAGACACUGAUACUGAUACCAAUGAAGUGAAAGGUCAGGUACCAGAUAAGGCACCAACUAAGGAGGGUUCUAGCUUCAAUCAGCUUCUUGGAAUCAAAGGGGCUUCACAAGAAACAAACAAAUGGAAGAUUCGUCUCCAGCUUACAAAGCCUGUUACAUGGCCUCCAUUGAUUUGGGGAGUAGUUUGUGGAGCUGCUGCAUCAGGGAACUUUCAUUGGACUCCGGAAGAUGUGGCUAAAUCGGUUCUUUGCAUGAUGAUGUCUGGACCUUGUCUGACUGGCUAUACACAGACCCUAAAUGAUUGGUAUGACCGAGAUAUUGAUGCAAUUAAUGAACCCUAUCGUCCGAUUCCUUCAGGGGCAAUAGCUGAGAAUGACGUCAUUACUCAAAUUUGGGUGUUGUUUCUAGCUGGACUUGCUAUCGCUGGAGGGUUGGAUGUGUGGGCAGGGCAUAAAUUUCCUAUCCUUUUCUACUUGGCUUUGGGUGGAUCUUUUAUCUCAUACAUAUAUUCUGCACCUCCCCUGAAGCUUAAACAGAAUGGUUGGAUUGGAAACUUUGCUCUUGGGUCAAGCUACAUCAGUCUUCCAUGGUGGGCUGGUCAAGCUUUGUUUGGCACUCUGACACCUGAUAUAAUUGUUCUUACACUCCUGUAUAGCACUGCUGGGCUUGGGAUUGCCAUUGUUAAUGACUUUAAGAGCAUUGAAGGCGACAGAGCAAUGGGAUUGCAGUCAAUUCCAGUAGCUUUUGGCAUUGAGGCUGCUAAAUGGAUUUGUGUUGGUUCGAUUGACAUUACUCAGUUAUCAGUUGCAGGUUACCUGCUGGGGGCCGGCAAGCCGUAUUAUGCUUUAGCAUUACUGGGAUUGAUACUUCCACAAAUUUAUUUCCAGACCAAAUAUAUCCUGACGGACCCUAUCAAGUAUGAUGUCAAAUAUCAGGCUAGUGCACAACCGUUUCUUAUUCUCGGUCUUCUAGUGACUGCAUUGGCAGUCAACCAUUAAGUACCUGUAUACACUGUGUCAUCAUGGUCUGUAAAACCUCGACAAACAACGGAAUUUCAAACAUCAGCGACAGAAAGUCCUAAACGUGAGCAAUAAUGCUGCUUUCAACAAACGCGAGGUCAGUUGAACAUGUUGGUGAGCAUCCAUUGUUUAUGUAUUCAGCAGAGUAGAGAUUUUCCCUUGUGCCUUCCAUCAUUCUCGAAUAAUCAGAUCACUGUAUCCCCUGUAUCCCCUGUAUCCAUAAUUUUGUGCAAUUAGAAAUCGCUAAAACCUCGGACUUGAGCAUCUUGUAUUCUGAUGUUUCAAGUUCUGUAGUAGAGGUCAGAUUAGACAUCUGUUGUAUUCAUUCUCUCUUUAUAUUUCCCCCCUUGAUUUUCUUUCUUUUGAGAAAAGUGGGUAUAUGAUUGUGUAUCAUAACUGAUGUUCAAGUGAGUAAUGUUCAUAAUUUCAUUUACCUCCA
Messenger RNA from Spinacia oleracea (spinach), 1724 nucleotides. Its product is annotated as chlorophyll synthase, chloroplastic. Gene Ontology annotation, cellular component: membrane. Gene Ontology annotation, molecular function: chlorophyll synthetase activity. The record is from RefSeq and is a predicted model, not a curated record. The coding region runs from base 137 to 1264 and encodes 375 amino acids. Lineage: Eukaryota; Viridiplantae; Streptophyta; Magnoliopsida; Caryophyllales; Amaranthaceae. The transcript is spliced from 15 exons. Gene Ontology annotation, biological process: chlorophyll biosynthetic process.